Messenger RNA from Strongylocentrotus purpuratus (purple sea urchin), 783 nucleotides. RefSeq names its product scavenger receptor cysteine-rich domain-containing group B protein-like. The transcript has 4 exons. Gene Ontology annotation, cellular component: membrane. Bases 1 to 783 code for a protein of 260 amino acids. The record is from RefSeq and is a predicted model, not a curated record. NCBI's taxonomy places the organism in Eukaryota, Metazoa, Echinodermata, Echinoidea, Camarodonta, Strongylocentrotidae.
AUGACAUCGAGAAACAUCCCGGAGAAACAUCCCGGAGAAACAUCCAUCCUUGGAAUUCUUUUUGUCAUAUCUAAAGUGGACGAUGACGAUGAUAUCCUGAUAUCAUCCUUUCAAGCAUCGGUAAGACUUGUAGGCGGAUCGACACCUUCGGAGGGCCGAGUUGAGAUUCUACAUGCUGGACGAUGGGGGACGAUCUGUGAUGAUUCAUGGGAUCUUGUAGAUGCCAACAUUGUCUGUAUGAGCCUUGGCUACGCCAACUCCGUAGCGGCUCUACGCAAUGCUCCGUUUGGCGAAGGCACAGGUGACAUUCUUCUAGAUGGAGUAGAGUGUUACGGGAACGAAUCCUCCAUUUUGGAUUGCCGUCACGGUGGUAUAGGGAUUCAAGACUGCCAUCACGACGAGGAUGCAGGGGUUCGAUGUUCCACUAGUGCAGUUCGUCUUGUGGACGGGAAAUACCCAUGGGAGGGAAGAGUUGAAGUGUUCAACGAUGGUGCCUGGGGAACUGUCUGCAGGGACAACUGGGACAUAGACGAUGCCGAAGUGGUCUGCAGAAGUCUAGGCCUAGGCGAGGCCAUCGAGGCAACAACCGUCAUGGACUACUACCAGGACUACCCAGAUGAUGCUGAGGUGGUUGAUGAUAUUUUCUUGGAUGAAGUCCAGUGCGUUGGAAACGAAUCCAUCUUGCUAGACUGUCCACACUCUGCCUUAGGCGUUCACGACUGUAACCAUUCACAAGAUGCAACAGUAACAUGCAAUACUGGCGGUAAAGAUAAUUCUUUAUGA